This is a messenger RNA of Stylophora pistillata, 3042 nucleotides long. RefSeq lists its product as uncharacterized. Gene Ontology annotation, biological process: peptidyl-tyrosine sulfation. Lineage: Eukaryota; Metazoa; Cnidaria; Anthozoa; Scleractinia; Pocilloporidae. Gene Ontology annotation, cellular component: Golgi apparatus. The record is from RefSeq and is a predicted model, not a curated record. Gene Ontology annotation, molecular function: protein-tyrosine sulfotransferase activity.
CCUCCCUUUCCAAAGCACAAUUGGAGCCUCUUUAUUCGAGUAUACCAAAACGGGUUUCUCGGAUUACAAGAUAUAAGUAACGUGACUUCUCUCUCACCCACAAAAAAGAAACCUUAGAUGCGUUGACAGGAGAAAACUGGCUUGAAUCUCUCCAAAUAAACACUACAGUCAGUUUUAACGAAUGAAAUUUAAAAUAAUACACCUUGUUUAUUUCGGUAAGUGAUCUGAAACGUCCAUUUCAAGAAAUUUCUUACAGAGACUUCAACUCCUUAACUCUGACUGAAAUUUCUGUUAUGAAAUAAAGGAGAAAAUUCGUAUCGCUCACCUGACCCAUUGCAGAAGUUCUAAGAAAUAACAAUUAUUUGAAUCAACAGAAAUUACCUAACAGAGUCCGCGAUCAGUGCUUCAUUUUACUUGAUGUUCAGAAAUAAGUGUUUCAUUAUCAAUUUUAUCUUGUUAUCUUUUAUGGUAAUGUUUUGUAACUUUUCGGGUUGUAUGGGUUUCACUAGAACGAUUAUUUCAUCUCACAAAUAGGAAAGUUUCAUUUCAGAAACAGCUUUUGUCCUAAAAACGAUAUAAAGGAAAACCCAAUUUACAAAUAUAUAGACACAUAAAAUUAUUUCGUACAAGCGAGGAAUUAUGCACCGACCAAUUUGAAGCUUCAAAAUCCCCCAGGCAACCCACGGCCAUCUGCCCGUCGUCCAUGCCCGGUGGGUGAGAAAUUUGAAUCUUGCUAAGGUGGGGUGGGGCAUUUGAAGCGGAGAUGUGAAGUCUUUUCAGCGCAAUAGACGUGUUUUAGUGAAAGGUAAAGAGUCUGCUUUUAUGAGCGAAUAGUUUAGAAAGACAAUUUUCACAUCGUAUAAUGAUGCUUACAAGCCAAAUACCCAAAAGCAGCACCAAAAACUAAAACGUGACUUUGUGCAGUAAAUUCUAAAACAUUCGUCGUUGAUCAAUGAACAAAUAAUCGUUCAAUAUUGGAUGGGGCAUUGGAACGCAAUUUUGGCCCGGACGUGGGGAGGCGGGGAGCCACAGUCUCCAAAAGUUCAAAUGCCCGGGGGGAUGUUGAAGCUUCGAAUUGAUCGACGCAUUUUAAGAUGUUGUUUUGUGGUAAUGGUUGGCCAGUUUUUUAAUGUUAUCAAAAGGUUCUGUAUCAAUAAACAAUUCACAAGCAUCAACUUCUUGUGACAGCAAGUAAAAUAUCUUUAUCUCAUCAAGAUACAUCAUGGCAAAAAAGACCUUUUUUGUUUUGUUUCGUAUGAGUACAUCAGUAAACUGGUUGUCAUAAUAAUCAUUUCCGGGAGAAGCAGGCAGUGAGGAUGCCCAGUUCCAAAGCCGUGCGCGGAGUUCUUCUGGGUACAGUCAUUGGCUUGGCAUUAGCAGGACUUUUUAUUGUGUGGAGCGGAAAAGACACUUACAUAAAGUAUGAAUCAGGACAUUUGGGGAGCUACGUCAAUGGAAAAUUAUUAUGGUUUGGAGAUCGAGAUAUCACCUCACUCAAAACGUCAACGGAAAAUGACAAGGAUGAAAGGAAGGAAUUGGAAACACAACGAACUACGGGAGAGACGGAAUCAGACGAUCAAGAACCAGUUUCAACAGAGGACUUAUACAAAGCUUAUGGUCACGUGAACACCAUCGUGUUUUUCAUUGGCUAUCCACGCAGUCGUCACAGUCUUCUAGGUUCGCUACUGGAUGCUCAUCCGCACAUGGUUGUAUCUGACGAAAAAAUGGCUUUCACCAUAUGGAAACGUAGAUCGGACUCAUUCAUCAAAAGUUCAAUAUACAAGUUUUACGAUAUUAUGUUCAAAGCUUCAGAGAGAUCAGCUGCCCAAGGAAAGCGGUCUAGAGCCUUCGAAGGUAAUGUCACGAACAAGAGUUCAAGAUAUGGAUAUCUUGUACCAAACCAGUGGCAAGGAAGGUUUGAUCAAUACAUUGAGGUGAUUGGAGACAAAGCAGGUGCAUCUACAGCUCAAGCAAUGCUUAAAGACGAUGCUAUUGAUGCUGUACACCUUUUAGAGAAAGCUGCGGCUGCAAAGGUCAAGUUCAUUCAUGUUGUCAGAAACCCAUUUGACAAUAUUGCAACCAUGGUUAUACAGCAUAAAACAGUCAAAGGACGUGAUGGCGAACACCACAAGCAGAUUGACGCUCCUGAAAUACUUGAAGACAAAAUAGACUCUUAUUUCAAAUGGGCCAAAGGAAGUAACAUAGCUAGAGAGGCUCUUCCAGGAAGCGUUCUUGAUAUUCCAAGCAUCGACGUUGUUCUUCGCCCCGCAGAGGUCCUGAUAAAGAUCUGCAAGUUCCUAGAAAUUAUUUGCACAGAGAAAUAUCUACAUGACUGUGCAGACACUGUGGACUCAACUCCUUCAAUAACACGUAACUAUAUAAAGUGGACUGCCAAACAGAAGGAUACAGUGUACAGGGAAAUGAACAGAUUCUCUUUUCUACAAGGGUAUUCUUUUGAUAAGACAGUUUAGUAGACAAGAAAAGGAAUGAAAGAAAAAACUGCAGAAGAAUAUUCAUUAGUUAAAUUUAUGUCUCGUUUAUUCAGAAAGUUAAGAAAAGUAAUGAAGAGGAUUUAAGAAAUCGCGACACUUCAACGAGGUUCAUCUUACAUUUAAGAAGUAAACUUAUGUUCAAACGCCAUCUUGAAAUUGAAACUUUAGACCAAGAUGGCAUACUUUUCCAGAUAGGCGAGAAUGAAAAACAAUCAGAACGCAAAACAAUUGUUAAAUUCUAGGCGGAGAAUUAAAAAAAUGUACAAUACUAAUGCUCGCUCUUUAACCAAAACGGUUCCAAAACGGUUCCAAAACGGUUUUCUUUGGGGAUGGCGCGUACUAACUAGUUUAUGCAAUUCAGUGACUCCUCACUUUAGCAUCGAUCCAUUUGCUUGAUUAGUUUGACGGGUUGCUUUAUGAAAUAAAAGGCAGUCUAUGACUGCAUGUGCCUACUGAACACUGAGUUUGUACAGUGGUCAAUUGACAGGCUGGGGUUAGGGCAGAAAAUUGAUAGAAUAGGUACAUUUAUCAAUGUGCACACGAAUAAAUA